AUGAAUGAUAUACACGAAAUUAAAUCAUCUUUUUUAAACAGUUUAAAAUGUCCCACUUCAAUGACUUUGGAAUUGAUCAAUUAUCGUGCUGAUGUUUCAACUACUAACAAUGAUAUCAAUAGACUGUUAAAUAACCGGUUAAAUCCUAAUUUCGUUUCACAACAAAGUUAUUCAUUAUUAAAUUUAAAUGCAAUUUCUACUACACAAUUGACAUCACCUUUAAUCACCACAGAUCCCAUAGAGACUGUACCUUUAGAUCCUGUUCGUUUAUGCGCUGGGGAUUUUAUGACUUAUUCACCAGCAAGUAAGGGUUUCAUGUCUGGAAAUAUUCCACGUUUAGAUAUAAUUCUUAAGAUCAAGCAAUCUAGAAAUGGUACCAAUAUUAAUAAUGAUAAUAAUAGUGACAAUAAUAGUAGAAACAUGAAACAAAACUUUCGGAGUAUUCAGCAUUCAGAUUUAGGCUAUGAUGUGCAGUAUAAAUUUGUCACAGAUUAUGGUGUUACAGCUUCUUUUGGGAAUCAACGGAAGCCAAGUUGCUUCUUCGAAUUCAAUCGUUCUCAAUCAAUAACAGGGAAUUUCUCAUCACCAAAUUAUCCUGGAUUAUAUCCAAUUGAUAUCAUUUGUGAAUAUCGGUUUUCUGGGCUAAAUGUAAGAAGAAUUGAUAUUGCAUUCUUGGAAUUUGAUGUAGAAAGUACUUCUAAAACUUGUACAGAUGAUACUAUGGGUGAUAAUGUUGAAAUUAGUAGUUGUUAUCCAACAGAAUUAUUCAGUACACCAAAACGUCGAUUAUGUCACAAACAAAGUCCAGUGGAUCCAUUCAGAAUUCAAUGGCAUCAACCGUGUUUAAACUUGAAAUUCUUCUCUAAUGGAAUGUAUGUGAGGACAGGAUUUUUCGGUGUUUAUGAAUUCCACGAUUUCGGUCAGCAAGGCAAAAAAAUCAGUAAGCUCUUGGUCACAUUCUUGUGCUUCGCUGUAAACAGUUUAUUAUUUUUAGUGAAAUGA
Schistosoma haematobium is the source of this 1002-nucleotide messenger RNA. RefSeq names its product suppressor of los1-1 (gene SOL1). Gene Ontology annotation, cellular component: plasma membrane. The transcript has 6 exons. Bases 1 to 1002 code for a protein of 333 amino acids. NCBI's taxonomy places the organism in Eukaryota, Metazoa, Platyhelminthes, Trematoda, Strigeidida, Schistosomatidae. The record is from RefSeq and is a predicted model, not a curated record.